AUCCGUCCGGAGCCCGGCCUGCUCGUACAACCACCAAACCUCUAACUUGAUGCGAUGUGGCCUUUAUCGUUCAGCCUGGACGUGCGCAAAAGUCAAGAUCCAAUAGACAUAGUUGAUAUAUAACACAUCUUUUUGGUAGAAUUGUGCACCAGAAGUGAUGUGUGAACGGAGCAAAUCGUUUUGAUCGAAUGGUUCGAGGAUGAAGCGUGUGAGCGCGCGUCUCUCUCCACGGGCCACGGGACCCCGUCGCGCGCGCGCGCACUGUACGUGAAAUGUAUGGAGGCACUGCGGCACCACUGCGUGAACCCGCACGGCUACAUGGCUGCCUGGCCCUGCGUUCAGAGGGAGAGCGGAAGAUAGGAGGAGGGGAAUGACUCCGCCGAGAGAGUAGGAGGAGGAGGAGGAGGGAGCGAGGACGAUUUCCUUUUUCUGCAACACGCUGCAAGAACACACCGGGAAACGGAGCGAGGAGGAAACACCGCAGCCCAUCUGUGCGUCCGUCCGUCGCCUGCUGGUUUUUCAUAUUUUAUUUUGGGGGGGGGGGGGAGAGACCCAAACUAAAUCUUCUUCGUCUUUCCUUCUUUUUUUUGUGUGUGUACCGGACACUUGCGGACUAACAUGGGGGGAAGAGAGAGCUCCUGACGAGGAUUGACUUUCAGCGAACCUCUGCUAUGUGUGAGUGAGUGUGUGUGUGUGUGUGUGUGUGAGAGUGUGUGAGAGGAGAAGGCGACAGGGAAGACAUGUUGAGGGCUUUCUCUCGUCUUGAGCUUUGACACUAUAGGAUGUCGAUGUGCUCUCGUUAGAGAAGAAACAAAACAACAACAACAACAACAACAACAAGAAGAGGCCAAAUGGAGACCGGGCGGUAGGACGUGCUCAGGAGCCGCUGUUUCGAUCGGUGUUUGAUUUAAUUGGUUUGUUAUGAUCUGAAAGGACGAAGGCCUCUCGGCCAGCCCCGCAGUAAACACGUCCACGGUCAGCGAGCAGGGGCUUCACCGCGACAGAGCUUCUCCUCUGUUUCUUCUUAUUCCAGGGGACACUGUUUUGUGUGAUUGCGCCGCUGUGUUGUGCGCUAAGUUGAGUCUAGUGUUUGCGGCAUAUUUCAUUUCACGCGCUGUUUAGAUUAAAGAAAGAGCCGAAGCAGAGAUCCAUAACAUUUCCAGAUACAUCAACUCUUAUAAGGGGGGGGGCAUACAAAGGCCCGGUAGAUAACACAGUGAGGGCUACCUGGACAAUUUAAACUCCAGAGUAAAAGAAAAAAGCCACCGGAGGCGGGACUCAGAGCACAGAGGUGCGGGCAGGUUGGAUCUUUUAGACCCUAGUUUAGCUCCAGAGAGCGGGCGAGAGAAGAUUUCGAAAUGUUGAUGUCGACCGACGUCGCGUCGAUCAUGCUGCCCGUGUCCCGGGCGCUCAUGGACCGGGACCGGGAGCUGGACGCCAUGGCCGGGCUGCACCCCAACCCGGGCGGCGCUCCCGCAGCCAUCCGGGGCAUGAAGCGCGGAGACCCGGAGCCCGACGCGCAGACGGCGGCCGCUCUGGUGGACUCGGCCGGGGCGGAGUGCAAGCGGCCCCGCAUGGACGGACCAGGGGGAAUCGGCGAGGUUGGCCAGAAUAACGACCCUUUGACCCUUGGUUACCAUGGCUACCCGUCUCAUAGUCAGGGCUCCCAGGAUAGUGCUGGCGGUCAGGAGGGACUCGUACCCCCUUUCUCCGCAUUCCCCCCACCUCCACCGCCGCCCCCCCAGAACGGCCUGACCCUGGAUUACGGGGGCAGCCUGUACGCAGCGGGGGCCGUCCAGGGUCCCGUGGAAGCUGGCGGAGUGGCGAACAGCGCUGCCAACGCCGCCAACAGCCUCAGUGCCCAACAGUCAGAUGGGUCCUCCCAGAUUGACGGACAGUCGGGGGUUGGCUCGGGAGGAGGAGGAGGUGGCGGGAGUGUUGGGGAUGAUUCAGAUGCCAAGGGGACCCCCAAACGCCUCCAUGUGUCCAACAUCCCCUUCCGCUUCCGAGACCCCGACCUGCGGCAGAUGUUUGGGCAAUUUGGCAAAAUCCUCGACGUCGAGAUCAUUUUCAACGAGAGGGGAUCCAAGGGCUUCGGUUUUGUCACCUUCGAGACGAGUGCAGAUGCAGAGAGAGCCAGAGAGAAGCUCCAUGGCACGCUGGUGGAAGGACGUAAAAUCGAGGUCAAUAAUGCCACAGCCAGAGUGAUGACGAACAAGAAGAUGACCACACCGUACUCUAACGGAGAGGGCCUCGCUGCUCUUCCAUAUGCUGGAUGGAAGUUGAGUCCCAUGGUUGGAGCGAUGUACAGCCCUGAGCUCUACACAGUACCAGGGUUUCCGUACCAAGCCGCGGCAGCUGCUGCCACCACUGCUGCGACCUUUCGAGGCGCUCAUCUCCGGGGUCGGGCCCGGCCCGUCUACAGUGCAGUCAGGGCAGCGGUGCCACAACCUGCAAUCCCUACAUACCCUGGUGUGAUGGCCUAUCAGGAUGGUUUUUACGGUGCAGCUGAUCUCUAUGGCGGCUAUGCAGCCUAUCGCUACGCCCAGCCAACUGCGGUAGCGACGCCUGCAGCGGCGGCGGCCGCGGCAGCAGCUUACAGUGACAGCUAUGGACGAGUUUACACAACAGACCCCUACCAUGCUGCUCUCGCUCCUGCUGCCUAUGGUGUUGGAGCCAUGGCCACGCUGUACAGGGGAGGCUACAGUAGAUUUGCCCCUUACUGAAGACACUACAUUUCCAGGGAGCUCCUCUCUUCCAUUGAAUUACUCAAAAAGAGCUCCCUCUGUUGUCGUGGAGGUGGACUGCACCCAGUUUUAAAGUGUGGAUUCAACCACAGCAAAGAAAUUUCCGAUCCCACCCCAGAGCAGUCCCACAUUUUCUUAUAUAUGCUACUACAGAAAUAGAGGAAUGCUGUAUCAAAGACUGAUGGAUGGCCUUUACAUUAAAAAAAAAGCAGAAAAAAAAAGACUUAAAAUGGCCACCUUCCCUAUUGCACGGCUGUAUUAUAGUCCCCUUCUUAUUCCCUCUGCACUCAGCAGCACAAGACUCGGGAUGGAACCCAGAUGUUCUUCCAAAGGCUGUAUGUGGAUUACUGACAUGUGGCCUGCACACACUCAACAUUUAAGGAUAAAGAGAGGGAAGCAAGAAAUCGAGGUGUGCACAAAAUGUUGGAGCAGUAGGAGGCAGGGAGCUGCAUCGAAAGAGCAUCUAAACACAUCUUAAACCCGAACGAUGAGUCACUAAAACGAUAAAACACCCACCGACGAGUUUUGGAAUACCUCCUCAACGUGGGCGGAUAGUAAUGAUAGAGGAGUUCCAUUCUCGUUGUGUUCUGGUAGGGGGAGACGGAACAUGGCGGCUUGCAGGGAUGAUGUGACGAUUUAUAACGAUACAGAGAUCACGUCCGAAAGCGGAAGGAGGGAAGGUUAUUAAAGCUGUUCCCUACCUCAAGCUUUCUUAGUCUGUGGACAUGGUGAACCUUUAAACUUAAAAAUAAUUAUGAUAUGCAAUUAGUUUAGAGAAAAAAGUUACCAAAUUAUUAUUAUUAUUAUUGUAAUUAUUAUUAUUACUAUUAUUAAACCCUUAUUUUUGUUUAACUCCGGAUGUGUAGAUUAAACAGUAAAAUUCAGAAAAUUAGCCUCUAUUAAACUUAUAUCCCACCAUUUGAUGACACAACUUAAGUCUCACUUCAUCCUACUCAUGCACAGGAUUUCACUACACGCUGUGUGCAGCCACCACUUAACACUACAGAAAGUGUAACACUACACCGAGAAACAUGUUCUCGUUUAGUUUGUUUUAGAUUUAGACCCAAAUCUCCAUCCUCCAUCCUCAACCCUGGGCUUUGAGCAUUUGUUGAUCCUUUAAUGUAGAGAUUUAUUAUUUGGAUUUUCCCCUUCACGCUCCAUCUUUUAUAGAGCAAAGUCCUACAUUUGAAUGAGUCUUCCUGAAACCUACUUUAGUUGGUAAUUGUGUUUGCGACGCUGCCAGCAGCAAUUACUGAUCAAGAGAGCGAUUCUGUCAGUGAGUAAAUAGAAAAUAUUUAAAUGCAAAACACCUUACUAUUGUGCAUAUUUCUAUACUGUUGUAUUUUCAAAAUGUGGCUUUUUUGGCUUUUGUUUUUGUUCCAAAGAUUUGUAGAAAGCACAUUUUUCUGCCGUAUGUAUAAAUAUAUAAUCUUUAUUAUUGUCAUCAGAAUUCUUGAUAAAUCUAUUGCUGUCCUUAUUUACUUUAUUUCAUCUUAAGUUUUUUAUAUCUCUUAGUGUUUUUACUUCCUCAGUAAGGUGCAAGGCCUUGAGCUGAGAGCGUACCUUAGUAGUGACAAGCUAGAGGUAUGCAUGUAACAUUACCAUACUUUCCCCCCCUCUCGGUUAAAUAUUCAGUCAAUCCAGGUUGAUGUUUUAUUUGUUUUUCAUUUGUUUUUGGUUGAUUAUAGGAUAUAUUCGCAUGACAUUUAAUUAUACUAAAAAUAUGCAGAAAAGGCUGGAUUUUUUUUGCUUUCCAUGUCCACAUUUUGCAGGUGAUUGAGAGAUUUGGAAGAAAUAGGCCGGUAGCACUUUGGUUAAAACCAACUGUUUUCUUUUCUUUUUCGGCUUUUUAUAAAAAAAAAAAAUUGCAACACAGGCUCCUUACAUUUCAGUGGCAAAAUCUGUCAGCUUGGCCUUUGUGGUCGCUCCAGGUUUAUUUUAAGAUAUCCAGUGAAAUUUUAAAAGUGUUAGCUUCGUAAAUAUGCAGGUCAAAGGACCAGUGUGUGGCAUCUAGUGGUGAAGUUGCACAUUGCAACCACCCUCCCUUCCCAAGCAUAUAGGAGGACGUAUGAAGGCAAAAGGCCCUCUCUCGAGGUUUGUCGUCUCUGGGCCACCGCAGAAAUCUGGUGUCACAACAUGGUGGCCGUCGUGGAAGAGGCUCUGCUCCUUAUGUUGAUACGAAGGGCUCUUUCCAAGCUAACGAAAACACAAUGCUUCGUAGUUUCAACUGAUCAUGUACUGAUGAAAUCAAAAUUAUAAACAUAAUGUUGUUUUCAAUUUCUUCCAAUAUUUCCAGAUCCCACACACUGGUUCUUUAAUGUUACAAAAUGGUGGAAAAAGAGAAAUGUUUUUUCAACUCAAUAAGAUGUUUUUUUUUCCUAUCAAACGUGCUGCUGUUUGAUUUUCUCAUGACAUUCAACAUUUCUUUUUAAACUAUCUUUUUAAAUUUUAAUAUAGAAUGUGCUCUGGACAGAGUAAAGGAAAGAAAAAAAAAAAAGGAAGACAAUUUAGCCAAAGAUGCUAACUAACAGUCCCUAGCACGCUCUGGUUUCCAACUUGAGAAGUGUAACACAAAGUACAAAGAGAUGGACUUCUGGAACCCCUGAAGGCAUGGACAAACCAGCAUGAGUGAGUCUUGUCAAGUUAGGAAAAAAAAAAAAGUUUUGCAUGAAUCUUGUCUUUCAUAUUUGACUCCUGAGCAGCCGAGCCCAGUUGUGUUCUUUGCCCAUAUACUCUGUGGAGAACGACAUGCAGCUAGUGGUUUUUAGCUAGUUAACACAACAAAGAGUCCAGUGCUCUUUGGCAAAAAAAAAAGUCCUGCUGACAAACAAAAUGGCUGCCGCACAAAGAUCCUUUUCCUGUUGUGGUUUUAUUGCCACUGUAUUAUAGUAAACUAUGUGGCCAUUCCUCAUAGUCGUUAUGGUUUCAAUGACCAGUCCUACUCCUCUGUCAUGUCUAAAUACCCUCCUUGACUGCCAUUAUGGUUUGUUUUUUGUUAUUGAAUGUCCAUAUAAAAUGUUUUAUAUAAAAAUGUUUUGUUGUGA
Messenger RNA from Scophthalmus maximus (turbot), 5791 nucleotides. Its product is annotated as RNA binding protein fox-1 homolog 2. The transcript is spliced from 13 exons. The coding region runs from base 1359 to 2726 and encodes 455 amino acids. Lineage: Eukaryota; Metazoa; Chordata; Actinopteri; Pleuronectiformes; Scophthalmidae. Gene Ontology annotation, biological process: nervous system development; regulation of alternative mRNA splicing, via spliceosome. Gene Ontology annotation, cellular component: nucleus; cytoplasm. The record is from RefSeq and is a predicted model, not a curated record. Gene Ontology annotation, molecular function: mRNA binding.